AUGGAUGUUAGACCUUUCACUUUCAGUUAUGCUGAACUAAAGACGGCGACAAACAAUUUCGAUUCUGCUAAUAAGUUAGGAAAGGGUGGAUUUGGACCUAUCUAUAAGGGAUCACUUGAAGAUGGAAGAGUGAUAGCUGUGAAGCAACUGUCUAUGACUUCUCAUCAAGGAAAGAGCCAGUUUGUGGCUGAAAUUGCCACAAUUGGCUAUCUUGCACCAGAAUAUGACAUGCGCGGACAUCUUACAGAGAAAGCCAACAUGUUUGCUUUUGGUGUUGUGGCGCUUGAGACUAUCAGUGGCAGGCCGAACUCUGCUCCUAAUUUGGAAGAAGAACAAAUAUUUCUUCUUGAAUGGGCUUGGAAGUUACAAGAACAAAACAAUGAAGCUGAUCUUGUGGAUUCAGAGUUAUCUGAAUUUGAUGAAGAUGAAGUGAGAAGACUCAUAAGAGUAGCUCUUUUAUGCACUCAAACAUCACCAACAUCAAGGCCAUCAAUGUCUAGAGUUGUGAUGCUUUCAGGAGAUAUUGAAGUAAGAACUCAAAUCUCAAGGCCUGGUUACUUGGCUGACUGGAGUUUGGAUAUUCUAAGCAACAUAUUAAGUGAUGUUGCAACUAUAGGAACUAAUUCUACCUACUAUGAUUCACCUGCUAGUACGAGCAUGGUGGGGGAUGCAUUGCCAUCACUUGCCAAAGGCGCCACUCGUCCAAUUCUUCAAAGCAACAAGUCCAAAGGCUUUGGUGUGCUGACAUUUGGAAGAUCAUAA
Messenger RNA from Humulus lupulus (European hop), 762 nucleotides. Its product is annotated as probable LRR receptor-like serine/threonine-protein kinase At1g56140. The transcript is spliced from 4 exons. Gene Ontology annotation, molecular function: protein kinase activity; ATP binding. Lineage: Eukaryota; Viridiplantae; Streptophyta; Magnoliopsida; Rosales; Cannabaceae. Gene Ontology annotation, biological process: protein phosphorylation. The coding region runs from base 1 to 762 and encodes 253 amino acids. The record is from RefSeq and is a predicted model, not a curated record.